Molecule: messenger RNA, 2434 nt
Organism: Capsella rubella
Lineage: Eukaryota; Viridiplantae; Streptophyta; Magnoliopsida; Brassicales; Brassicaceae
Product: protein tesmin/TSO1-like CXC 6
Exons: 7
Coding region: 295-1983 (562 amino acids)
Biological process (GO): regulation of DNA-templated transcription
Cellular component (GO): nucleus
Source: RefSeq, a predicted model, not a curated record
UAAAUCUUUCAAAACCCUAAUUUCCUUUAUCUCUCUCUGUCUAGAUCAAAAAAAAAAUUCGAAUUUUCAAAAUCCCGUUUUUGUGAAGUUUGAGUAGACGACGAUUCGGUUCCUGGGUUUAUUUUGGUUUUUGCAUAGAAACGGGAUUAAAGGGUGGAUUCAGAUCUUGAGAUAUUAGUGUUUUCUCAAGCUGAUUGAAUUGGUGAUUAUAAAUUUUGGGUCUUCUUUUAUUUCAAAUUUCGUUGGGGAAAAUUUCUGGGUUUUGUGUUUCAGAGAAAUUCGAAAUUAGUGGAGAUGGGAGAAGGUGAAGGAGAAGGAGACAAACUCCCGCCAGAAAAGGAAGAGAUUACACAAGACUCGAAGAAGUCGGCGAGGCAACUCGAUUUUACUGAUGUGGCGCUUCCACAGUCUAAUCAAGCUCCCGUCGCAUCAAUGGCUGUGACGGCUACGCGGCCUGUUACCAGUCAGGCACGACCGGUUAUUCCGAUUCCACCGCCGCAGGGGUUUCUUCACGUCCCAAUUCGACAUCCGAAGCCCGAGUCGCCGAAAUCUAAACCAAGGCCUGUGGGGGAAACUAGAGAUGGAACUCCUCAGAAGAAAAAACAGUGUAACUGUAAACACUCACGCUGCUUGAAGCUGUAUUGUGAAUGCUUUGCUUCCGGUACUUACUGUGAUGGUUGCAACUGUGUUAAUUGUUUCAACAACGUUGAAAAUGAACCAGCGAGACGAGAAGCUGUUAAUUCAACUCUGGAACGGAAUCCAAAUGCAUUUAAGCCUAAGAUUGCUAGCAGUCCACACGGCCGACGAGAUAACUGGGAGGUGGUUGGCGAAGUUGUGACGUCAGGGAAACACUACAAAGGCUGUCACUGCAAGAAAUCAGGAUGUCUUAAGAAGUAUUGUGAGUGCUUUCAAGCAAACAUUUUUUGUUCGGAGAACUGCAAAUGCUUGGACUGCAAAAAUUUUGAAGGAAGUGAAGAACGACAAUCGCUCUUUCACAGUGAUCAUUCCCACAACGUGGCUUAUCUCCAACACGUAAAUGCUGCCAUAACAGGAGCUAUUGGUUCCUCUGGCUUUGCAUCUGCUCCGGCUCCUAAGAGAAGGAAAGGUCAGGAGAUUAGCUUUAACCAAGGAACCAAAGAUUCAUCAACUCAUAGGCUUGGCCAGGCAAAUAAUGGAAGAACCACACCUUCAACAACUGGUUCUCGUACUGGAGGCAACACGUCGUUAGGCCCAUCCAAAGUUGUAUAUAGGUCUCUUUUGGCAGACAUAAUUCAACCGAAAAAUGUGCAAGCACUUUGUUCUACUCUGGUUGCUGUAGCUGGAGAAGUUGCAAAAGCAUUCACAAAAAAACGAUUAGCAGAUCAGAAAGAAACUUCCAUGUCUUCUUCUGUGCAAGAUCAAGGACAAGGCAAUAAUAAAGGUACCGAGGUUGAGAAAUCCGUGAGUGCAAAUCAAGCUGAGAAAUCUGGUCUAGAGGAUACCAAUUUUGGCUCCAAAGGGAGGUCACUAUCUCCAGAAACUUUGUCAUUGAUGUGUGAUGAACGGGACACUAUGUUAAUGGUUGCAGCUUCGCCUAAUUGUUCGGUGAAGCCUACCUCACAGCUACCUAACGGGCAAGACCAGGUCUAUGCAGAUCAGGAGAAAGUAGUAUUAAUCAAGUUCCGUGACUACCUUAACCGGAUCAUUUCGCAGGGAGGAAUAAAAGAAUCAAAUUGUUCUUUGUCAAGAACGAAUCUAGAUACAACACCUGUACACACUGCCGUCAAAAUCCAGCCAGUGGUUCAACAGGGACCAGUUGCAAAUGGAUUUUCUCAAACCAUAAAGCAGCCUUCCCAUCUAACAACAACAACACCAACGCCAACACCAACACCAACACCAACACCAACACCAGCACCAACACCAACACCAGCACCAGCACCAACUACAUCCUCACAAACCCAUCUUCAAAAAACUCCAUCUUUGUUUGAGACGAAGGACCUCUGAAUCAAUAUUUACUCCUUUAGGAAAAAUAACUUUACAGAAAUGCCAGCUGCAUCAACCUCCCCAUGCCUGAUCUACUAGGUAAAGCCACCAACACUCCUUUGUCUUCCUCUUACAUAUUCUAAAACAGAGGAGAGGUCGCAGCUUCAGCACAUUAGCAGGUCCUUAGAGAGUAUUACGAUAUAACUAUUUACACCAUUUUUAUUUUGUUAGGCAUUCUUCUUCUUUUCUUUUUUCCAAAUUCUUCUCUUUGAUCCAUAAGAGCUGUUCCUUUACAAAUUGUUGUCCCUAUUUGUGUACAUUGCCAUUUAUCAUUGGCAAUCACAGUGAUGUUUACUGUGGAACAUACAUGCUUUUCUCUGAUUUUGAUAUGUUUUAGGAACCUAUAGAAGAUCUGAUUUUACUUCUGCUUGAGAUUUGAAGAAUAAAUAAAAUAAAUCAAUUUUUUGGGUUU